UUCAGAGCUGGAGCUGGAUCCGUCCCAGGUCUCCAGCAGCAUAAAUAUCUGGCCCUCAGCACCGCAGUGGGAAUUCAUGCCGUGUUCUCUUGCAGAUUGCCUCGGUUUGCAGCUCUCCGUGCUGACAUGGUGACGAAACGGUGGCUUUUACCAGCGGGCAGAUGGGCACAGCUGCUCCAGAGAGGCUAGUGGGAACAGCCUGGUAGGGUCCAUCUCGGCUAGACGCGGAUGAUGCCAGAGCUAUGACAGGGAUUGCAGUGUUGGCACGGAGGGGUGAUCAGCUAUGGAACAACUACAGGAGGAAGUACCUGAGGUCAGGGAAGAGGAGGAGGAAGAGGAAGAGGCAGUGACGGCGGCGAGCGGCGCCUCGGAGCCAAGCGGAGGACGGGACAGCUCGCUGCCCUCGAGCAGCUACACAGCGAUCCGCUUUGGCCGCAUGCCGGAAGCGGAGAAGAGGAAGCUGGUGGCGGGGCUGACGGCCAGUGACAUCAGCUGCCAGAACCCGCACGUGGCCGACCUCAAGGCUUUCUCCAAGCACAUCUGCAACGCCUACCUGAAAAACUUCAACAUGACCAAAAAGAAGGCGAGAGCGAUCUUGACCGGGAAGACCAGCAGCACCCCACCUUUCGUGAUCCACGACAUGGACACCCUGUGGCGGGCGGAAAAGGGCCUGGUCUGGAAACAGCUGGUGGACGAGAUCCCCCCCUACAAGGAGAUCGGGGUCCACGUCUUCUACCGCUGCCAGUGCACCUCGGUGGAGACGGUGCGGGAGCUCACCGAGUUCGCCAAGAGCAUCCCCAGCUUCGUGGGCCUUUACCUGAACGACCAAGUGACUCUGCUCAAGUACGGGGUGCACGAGGCCAUCUUUGCCAUGCUGGCCUCCAUCAUGAACAAGGACGGGCUGCUGGUGGCCGACGGCAACGCGUUCGUGACGCGCGAGUUCCUGCGCAGCCUGCGCAAGCCCUUCAACGAGAUCAUGGAGCCCAAGUUCGAGUUUGCCGUGAAGUUCAACGCGCUGGAGCUGGACGACAGCGACUUGUCGCUGUUCGUGGCCGCCAUCAUCCUGUGUGGAGACCGCCCCGGCCUGACGAACGUGAAGCAGGUGGAGGAGAUCCAGGACAACAUCCUGCGGGCGCUGGAGUUCCACCUGCAGAGCAACCACCCGGACGCGCAGUACCUCUUCCCCAAGCUGCUGCAGAAGAUGGCCGACCUGCGGCAGCUGGUGACCGAGCACGCGCAGCUCAUGCAGAAGAUCAAGAAGACGGAGGCAGAGACGUCUCUGCACCCGCUGCUGCAGGAGAUCUACAAGGACAUGUACUAAGGGCCGCUUAUUUAUGAGAGAUCGAAGCCAUGGAUUCCCAGCAAGACUCUUUGGACAAAAACAAAGAAAACCCUCCCCAGGUGCCCAGGUCUUCCGUUUCUUCUGCUGGAAACUUGUCUCUACACGUU
Tinamus guttatus (white-throated tinamou) is the source of this 1449-nucleotide messenger RNA. NCBI's taxonomy places the organism in Eukaryota, Metazoa, Chordata, Aves, Tinamiformes, Tinamidae. The record is from RefSeq and is a predicted model, not a curated record.